UCAUUUUCGAGGGUGAGGUGUCUCUAGUGCAUUUUGGAAUACUUUGUUGUCGUUUUAAUAUUUAAAAUGCUGAGAUAGUGUUAAUUUCAAAAGACGCACAAAUAUGUGUCGUGGUAGUGAAUUAUCUCUUUAUAGUUUGAUUGAAGUGUAGUGUCCAACAUGUUUCGGUGUAUACCUUUGUUCAAAUGCAAUCGGCAAGUGGAAUGUGUAGACAAGCGGCAUUGCUCUUUGCCAACAGUACCUGAAGACAUCCUGAGAUACUCCAGAAGUUUGGAGGAACUUUUUUUGGAUGCCAAUCAUAUAAGAGAUUUACCUAAGAACUUCUUCAGACUACAUCGGUUGAGAAGAUUAGGCCUUAGUGAUAAUGAAAUUCAUAAACUUCCAUCUGACAUCCAGAAUUUUGAAAAUCUAGUUGAACUUGAUGUAUCCAGAAAUGACAUUCCCGAUAUCCCCGAGGACAUCAAAAAGCUGCGCGCGCUGCAGAUCGCGGACUUCAGCAGCAAUCCGAUCCCACGGCUGCCGGCAGGCUUCAGCCAGCUGCGGGCGCUCACCGUACUUGGCCUCAAUGACAUGUCGCUCACCAGCCUGCCGAGCGACUUUGGAAGCCUGAUGUCAUUACAAUCGCUUGAGCUGAGGGAGAACUUGCUCAAAUCUUUGCCGGAGUCACUUAAAAAUCUAACCAAAUUGGAAAGGUUAGAUUUGGGCGACAAUGAAAUAGAGGAGUUGCCGGGGUUCAUCGGUGAGUUACCAGCACUAGAAGAAUUAUGGCUAGAUCACAACAAACUGCAGUAUUUACCACCGGAGAUCGGCAACCUCAAGGCGCUUAUAUGUUUGGACGUCAGCGAGAACAAGUUGGAGAAACUUCCGGAGAAAAUCGGAGGCCUUUGCUCUCUGACCGAUUUGCAUCUGUCACAGAAUAUGCUCGAAACUGUGCCGGAUGGCAUCGGAGAUCUGUCUAAGUUGGCCAUAUUGAAGUUAGAUCAGAACCGAUUGCAUACAUUAAACGAAAAUGUCGGAAGAUGCACGAACCUUCAAGAGCUAGUGUUAACAGAGAACUUCCUAAUGGAGCUACCGAAAUCAAUAGGCAAUCUCAACGAACUGACAGUAUUGAAUGUGGAUAGAAAUUCAUUAGCAGAUAUACCUAUGGAGAUAGGCAAUAUGACGCUGCUGGGUGUAUUGAGUUUGAGGGACAAUAAGCUGACAAAACUGCCCAAUGAGUUAGGGAAUUGUAAAUCCUUACAUGUUCUGGAUGUCAGCGGCAAUCGGUUACAAUACUUACCGUACACCUUGGUGAACUUGGAACUGAAAGCGGUGUGGUUGUCAGAGAAUCAAGCGCAGCCUCUCCUCACCUUCCAGACGGACAGGGACGAGGCGACAGGGGAGAACGUCCUCACUUGCUUCUUGUUACCCCAGCUCAGUUACACACAACAACCAGAGUUGGAUCACACGUCAGAGGUCGGCAGUGUAACGUGGUUCAGGGAUCACAGAUUUAAUUCACAGUCACAGGAGCUAGAUAGGAUAAGAGAAUCGAGCGCAUCUCGCGACCACGACUCUGAUGAUGACUGGGAGGAGAAGGAAGCAUCGAGGACUCACUCCGUCAAGUUCACAGAAGACGUUUCCGAAGCUAGAGAGGUGCCAUCGAUACAGGAGGAGAGUGAGAGUUCAGAUUUCUCCCUGAGCGGUCUGCGGCGGCCGCUCAGUGCGGUGCGCAAGUUGGUCUCUCAGCGCAGGACGUCUUUGCAGCGACUCUCCUCAUUAACUAACCUCAAUGAGACACCGUUCGUGCGUCAGAACACGCCUCACCCCAAGGAACUGAAGCUAAAGGCUCACAAGUUGCUAGCGGGCCGGUCGCCGGAGCAGCAGACCACGCAGGAGCCCCCCGCCACCAACGGAGUGGCCAUGUCGCCGCCCGACAACGAGACCACCACAGACACAACCGAACCUGUUGAAACACAAUCACCGCCCGAAAUUACAAAGGACGACGACAGCGACCAGGAAACACAAGAAAAGGAAUCAUCGGAAGACGAGAACGAUGAUAAUGAAGAUUCUGACGAAUUGGAGCGCGGUGGGCGGCGCGUGGCGUGGCGCGAGGGAGUGGAGGAGGGCGGAGUGCGCGCGGGUCGCCUGCACCGCCGCGACACGCCGCACCACCUCAAGAACAAGCGCGUUAGCCACAUUGAUGCCAGCCGCGCUCGCGACCUCAUUGCGCAGGCGAUCAAGAAGCGCGAACAACAGGAGGAACACAAGACUGAUGAAGAGGAGGCUGUCGAUGACGUGCCUGAUGGUGAGUCGGUAUCGGAGCGUGCGGAGAGCGAGGCGCGCGCGGCGAGCGGGGCCAGCGGAGCUAGCGUGCCGGGGGUACAACGAUGCACGGAAGUGCGCAUCGCGCGCGCCGCUGGCGGGCUCGGCCUGAGCAUCGCGGGCGGACGCGGCUCCACACCAUACAUUGGCGAUGACGACGGCAUCUUUAUAUCGCGGGUUACGCCCAACGGACCAGCCUAUAUGGCUGGACUCAGGGUGGGCGACAAAGUGCUAUCAGUGAAUGGUACAUCCGUGGUAGAUGUGGACCAUUACUUCGCGGUGGAAGUUCUCAAGGCGAGUGGACCUGUACUCACACUUGUAGUGACGAGGGAUACGCCGCUUUCUACCAGAACUCACAGCCGCGCUGCGAGCGGCGCCAGCCACCACUCGGUGUCGAGUGCGGCCGACACCGUGUCCACUCUGGAGAACGGACAGGUAACAACAGGACGAGGUAUCACAGCUAAGCCUCUCAUCAUCAGCAAUCAAUACGCGCAAGAAUUCGAACCCGAACAAAAGGAUCCAUCGCCGAUUCUAACGAAUGCCGUGUCACCGACAUUGAACUAUACUCCCUCGCCUGUACCUCAAGUGACGUACCAGCGACUGCAAGCCUCGCCCCCGCCGCCGCAAACUCAACCUUAUGUACCACCCGUAUACCAGCAGAAGGUGCUGGUGCACACGACGCUGAUCCGCGAUGGCGCCGGGCUUGGGUUCAGUAUCGCGGGCGGGCAGGGCUCGCCGCCGUACCGGGACGACAGCGACGCCAUAUACAUCUCGCGCAUCUCUCCGCACGGCGCCGCCGCCAAGGACGGCAAGAUGCAGGUCGGAGAUAAAGUCAUCUCGAUAAACGGCGUGGACAUGGAGAAGGCGAGGCACGAGGCUGCGGUGGCACUGCUUACUGGUCAUGAACGUUUUGUACGACUCGUGUUACAGCGGACCAUCACAUCCGACCAAGUCGAAACUAUCACGAGAAAGUCAAUAUCCGAGGAUGUCAAAGAACACAAGACAAGUAUGACCAACAUCAGCAUUGCGCCGCCCAAGACCGUGAGCGCUGCCCCCACGCUGAUUGGCAACCACACGACCGCCAAGACCACGCCCAUCGGCACCGGCCCCGCCCACGUCACAGUGAUGACGUCACAGACGCCCCAAGCUCAGCGCGUGCCCACGCCAGUCGCCGCUGCGUCUGCACACGUCACACACGUGACGACACAACCACCGCGAGCCGCAUCCACACCGGAGCCCGCGCAGGCAACGACGCAGCCGCCACAGCCUGCGCCUAGGAAACUCAGCCAGACUCAGACUAAUGGACAGGCGGGCACGAAGGCAACUAACAGUACGAGCACGCCUCUAACUCCCGGCGCAAAUAAAUUGCACGGCUCUAACGACGACGUAUUCGACGAUAUACAGCCGUCGCGGGCGAUCACGAACGAGGAGUUCCAAGCGAUGAUCCCGGCGCACUUCCUGGGCGCGCCGCGGCCCGACCAGCAGGCGGGCGCAGGCGGGGGGCGGGGCGUCACCGUCACAGUGCACCGGCCCGCCCCGCCCACGCUGCCCGCCCCGCCCACUGCGCCCGGCCGCGUCACCGAGACCAUCACCAAGUCCACCUUCACCGAGACCACGGUGACGCGCGUCACGGACAACCAGCUCGUCGCGCCGCUCAUCAUCGAAGAGGUGACGUUGCAGAAGGAAGGCGGUUCCCUCGGGUUCAGCAUCAUCGGUGGCACGGACCACUCCUGCGUACCUUUUGGCGGCAAGGAGCCGGGAAUUUUUAUUUCACACGUGGUACCCGGUGGGGUGGCGGCGCGGUCGGGCAAGCUGCGUAUGGGUGACCGUCUUCUGAAGGUGAAUGGUACAGAACUGACGGGCGCCACACACCGCGAGGCCGUGCAACUGCUCCUGCAGCCCGGACCCACGCUGGCCCUCACCGUGCGCCACGACCCUCUCCCGCCCGGCUUCCAGGAGCUAACGAUAAUAAAGCAAGAGGGCGAGAAGCUGGGGAUGCACAUCAAGGGCGGUCUGAACGGCCAACGCGGCAACCCCAACGACCCCAAUGACGAGGGUGUCUUUAUAUCGAAGAUCAACAGCGGCGGCGCGGCCAGAAGGGAUGGAAGAUUAAAGGUGGGCAUGCGCCUGCUGGAGGUGAACGGCGCGUCUCUGUUGGGCGCGACUCACGGCGAGGCGGUGAAUGCAUUGCGCGCCGCCACGCACGCACCGCUGCAUCUCGUGCUCUGCCACGGGUACACGAGACCUGAAAAGUAUACCACCGGUAGCGAGAGCGGGACAGCGGACACCGGCGGCUCUCUGUCACACUCCACAUCGAGCCUGGAUCGGGAGGACUUGCACCAACAACAACAGGAGCAACACUUCCAACAGGAUCUGGUUGAGUUUGAACAAGAGAAACAAGUCGCCUUAGCGAGGGAGAAAACCACACCCGAAAAGGUGAUGGACAUAGUGCACGCGGUGGAGAGCAUCGGACUGGAGCCGGCGCCGCCCACCUCGCCGGAGCCGCACCACAAGACCACCACCGUCGUCAUGUCCAAGCACACCCUGCAGCCUCAGACGUCUAGUCAAGAAGCGGCGAGCCCAUCGCCGCUCGCUGCCUUCACACAGCAGAAAGUGAAGAGCCCGCCCACAACACCCGCCACGCCCACAUCGCCCACCACGCCCGCCGCCCCCCACCGCCCGACACACGCGCCGCCGCCGCCCCCCGACAAGCGGAAACCCCAAGUGCCACGAAAACCUAACACGAAGCGAGUUAGUUUCACCAGCGAUCACUACGAACCACACGACAGACAAACAUCGACGAACGAAACCGAUCUCGAUCGCAGCCGACCGCAUGUGGGAAUGCAUGACUCCACCCCGGAGCCCGGCCCCGCCACUAACGAUGCAUGCUCGGGGACGCGUAGCUCUUUACUAAUACACCGCCCGCCGAAAACUGAGAUGGCGUUUACACAACCGGUCCCGCGGCCGGCCCCCGUGCUCCCCGAGGACUUUAUCAUCCCUCCGCCGCCUCUCUUCAGCGCCAACGUAAGUCAAAGUCAGUUAAUAGAGGACGAGUGCGAGGUCGAUGUGCCGCUCAUCUCUCUCAUCCCCGAACGUAUCGUCCUACCCGCGCCCGCCCUCGCGGAAACAACCAUGCAGUCCUCCAACUCGACCAAUUCUCCGGAGUCCGAGCUCCCUCCCCCCGUCAAUUACGAGGCCCACCCCGCGCUCGUGACGCCCUCGCCCGACCAGCCCCGAUCGGUCAUCAUUUCCGAAGUACCUCCUCAACAAGUCUUCCGAAACUCUGAUCUUAAUUCGGAGGAAACUUCCCAAUUUUAUAAUGAAAUGUCCAUCAGUCCAGACGGAGAGCCCGAUCCACCGGAGUUGUUGCAGGUCCAAAUCAAGACCUUGCCAACGGUGUCACAUAUCCCCAACUCCCCCUGUAGCUUGCACCCUAAUCUGUCCUACUACGAAGACAGUGAGAAUCAAAAUGUAUCACAUGCCUCCCUUCGAGAUCUUAGAGUUAAAAGCAUGCCCACGAAUAUGGUGCACUCGACGACCUACCCACCAAAUAAUCCAUACCCGUCUCUGACGACGGUCGCCGGCACGUACAAUCCGUACACGCAGCCGGUACCCGUCCGCCUCGACCGGACCGACAAUCCGAUUUACAGUCCCAAAGUAAGUCACUCCGUCGUCUCCCCUCUAGAUAGAGAUAUAAACGCGAACGUAACACGAGCCGUCCCCAUGCGCACGGGCGAUAUGCCUAGAGAUGUCUCAGCAGAGCGAAGAGUUCACUUCGGCGAAGUGACGACCGCGCCCGAGUCCCAUAGAUUGUCGAACGGUUCGGAUCCGGGCCGGGAGGGGAGCGUCUCGCCCGCCGCCGUCCCGAAGCCCGCAUGGAGCAGCAAAAUCAAAUCCUUCGCCAUCGGCGAGGCUUCCCCACCUCAUUCUGGAAAUUUUGUGAAAGCUUCGGUCAGUGAUAAGAAAAAGUUCUUCGAAAAUGCUAUGGAAGAAAGUCAUAAGUCAUCACCUAGACCAGAGAAAGUAUUCACAUUCCUGUCAGCGGAUGAGGUGGAGAAAUUGAAGCAAGAAGAGGAGAGGAAGAUGGCGUCGUUGUCGCGCUCUGAGCUCGGCUCGUGGUCACCCGGGGAGGACCGCCGCAGCGGAGACAGCGAGCACUCCGACGACGAGCCCUACGAGAACGGGCACAAUGCACCUAGAGGAGGCGGAGUCAGCCCCUCAGCGAAGUCGCAGCGGCGGCGCGAGCGGGAGGGCGGGGCGGCAGGCGGGGCGGCAGGCGGGGCGGGGGGCGAGGAGGACGCCGCCACGCGCGCCGCUCGCCGCGCCGCCUGGCGUGCCGCGCGGCUACGCUCACUUGAACAGGAGGCAAUAGAAUCGCAAAAGGUUAUAAAGAGUAUGGUUGGACCGGCGACAGAAAUAAUAGGCGAGUUGCCUCCCAGAGAUAAAUCGCCUUCAGAGAAAUGGCCCCUGCCGCGUAUCGCGUUACGUACAAAACCUGGGCCGAUACUUGCCGUCAAGGAGAAGGAAAAGUUGUUAGACGAGAGAAUAACGCUGCGGACGGAGGAGUACGUGUGCCCCGCCACUGGCGACACUAAAGUACGCACCGUCGAGUACAUUGAGAAAGUCAUUGAGAAAGAGGUGGAGACGACGCAAGAGAAAAUAAUUUCAUUAGAAUUGACGACGAGCCCCAGCAGUGAGAGUGCACCCACCGACAUGGAGGGCAACAACCUGGGGGAGGGGGAAGUGGGGGAGGACUCCCUGCAGCCUGACAUCGUGCAGGUCGUCAACCCCCUGCUGGACGGCGGCCUGGGCAGGGUCACCGCCAUCCCCGUCGGCCCCGCGCACCGCCUCACCUACACCGACAAACAGUGAACGAAAUUGGACAGACCUUAGUGGAAAUCACCCUUAAGUGUCUUUGGUCCGAGUUAUACUGGUCUCUAAUAUUCUCCGUACUCUUCCUGGCGAUUAUAAGGUAACAUGAAUUUACACAUGUGUCUAGGCUAUCCUAUUUCUAUAGAAACUUUCCGUCCGAUGUUGUUACAGAUUAUGUUUCUAUCCAAUUGUUUGAUCCACAUGAUGUUUGUUGAGAUUUAUUACUCACUCUGUAGAAAUUUACUUUUAACAUUCAUAAUCGCCACCCUGUUACCCAUGACAACGUAUCGGCUAAUUUUAAAGGUCCGACUCGAUAGUUGAUUUCUUCAAACGAACGAUAAAUAGAACGAGCAUGCAUUGUUACUUUGUAUUAUAACUGUGAUAAUAUUGUUUAGAAUUCCACCGAACUAUUGUUUUAAAAUUAGAAACGGAAACAUUAUUGAAGAAAUCCACCAGCGAGUGAACACCGAACGCGGAUUGUAUACAAAAUGGUACUGAUCUUAAGAAAUUCAAACAUGGCCGAUGAAAUCGUAAAAUCACCUUAAACAAUACUUUAUGGACAUUAGACAGCGUUUUAUAUUUAAAGCUUAUUUGCAUGUUUUUUUUUGUGUGUGAUAUUAAAGGCAUUUCUUUAGUGUGUACAUUCGUGUUCAAAAGUUUUACGGCAACAUUUCCACUUUGUAUAUAAUCCGUAGCGAACAUUGUUAUUGGACAUUUUGUUUCGAUCACAAUUUUUAUUUUUUUUAAUGUAAUUUUGCGACGGAGAUUUUUAGGUUUUAACGAUAUCUAUUUUGAUAAAUGAUAUUGUUCUUCGAGUACUUUACGUAUUUUUAAUAUUAAAUUUAAUUUUCAUUCCGUGGAAGUUUUUUUUAGAAAGUUUUGACUGAAUGUUUAUCUGUACCUGCUGAGUGGAAAUUGUUUUGAGGUGUUUGCAUGCAAUAGAUUGUAUUCCAUGGUACUUAUAGUAAAUGUACAUACCAGCAUUAUACAGAGUGUACAAUCGUGUACACAAUCGACAUCGUCACAUUUAAUCUGUUCCGGUAUUUCAUUUGAUUUGAAAUUUAUUUCACCUUUACUAUAAAUAUACAAUUUAUAAUUUAAUGUAAUUAUUUGAGCAUUGACAUUUUCGUUCAGUAUUUGUUUUAUUGGUGUAUUAUUUUUUUUAUUUAAUUUUUUUUUAAAUAAUUGAAUGUGUUUGGUGCCUUUUUUAUUUACUAAGUCUUAUCAACAA
Molecule: messenger RNA, 8404 nt
Organism: Papilio machaon (common yellow swallowtail)
Lineage: Eukaryota; Metazoa; Arthropoda; Insecta; Lepidoptera; Papilionidae
Gene: scrib
Product: protein lap4
Exons: 37
Coding region: 160-7173 (2337 amino acids)
Biological process (GO): neurotransmitter receptor transport postsynaptic membrane to endosome; neurotransmitter receptor transport, endosome to postsynaptic membrane
Cellular component (GO): postsynaptic membrane; postsynaptic density; adherens junction
Molecular function (GO): protein binding
Source: RefSeq, a predicted model, not a curated record